AUGAGCAACAUCCCUUCAAGCCCAACCGCAACCUCGGACAACGUCCAGUUGCUGCAACCAACCGCCAGACAGGCACUCCUUAGCCACGCCCUCACAGGACACUCUAACAGCCCCGGACGCAGCUACCUCGCUUCAGAGUCCCCCGAGGGCAGGUCCAGCACACCCAUUGACUUUGACGGCCUUAGUUUCCCUAGUGUGGGCGCAAGGGAACGUCGCGAGGAUACUGAGGCUCAGCGCGCAGCACGCAUUCAAAAGAUCUCGGGAGCUGUUCGUACGAUUCUGGAGUGUAUUGGCGAGGAUCCCGACCGCGAGGGUCUCCUCAAGACCCCCGAGCGUUAUGCCAAGGCCCUCAUGUUCUUCUCCAAGGGUUACGAGGAGAGUGUCACCCACCUUAUGAACAAGGCGCUCUUCCAGGAGGAUCACGACGAGAUGGUUAUUGUCAAGAACAUUGACGUUUUCUCCCUGUGCGAGCACCACAUGGUCCCCUUCACCGGCAAGAUCCAUAUUGGUUAUAUCCCAAAGAACGGAAAGGUGGUUGGACUGAGCAAGAUUGCUCGUUUGGCGGAGAUGUUCAGUCGUCGUCUUCAGGUUCAGGAGCGUCUGACCAAGCAGGUUGCCUUGGCUAUGCAGGAGUUACUCGACCCCCUCGGUGUCGCCGUCGUCAUGGAGGCCAGCCACUUUUGCAUGGUGAUGCGUGGAGUGCAGAAGCCAGGAAGCCAGACAAUCACCUCGUCGAUGUUUGGAUGCUUCCGUGACCAAGGCAAGACCAGGGAGGAGUUCUUGUCCUUGAUCCGCAGGAACGGCGUUUAA
Messenger RNA from Linnemannia hyalina, 810 nucleotides. The record is from the annotation of a GenBank genome assembly. Lineage: Eukaryota; Fungi; Mortierellomycota; Mortierellomycetes; Mortierellales; Mortierellaceae.